GAAGGAAAUGUCUCCACCAAGAUGACCAUCACUAUCUUCUGUGACUGGCCUCUUUCAUUGCCUUUUGCUUUAUUACAGCACUGAGAUAUUUUCCAGAAGACUGGAAAUAUAUAUAUUUAUCAUCAAAUAAUAAUUUUUCGUUUUGUGAGAAAGAUCUCAAAGCUUGGGGUGGAAUGAACAUCAUCCUAAUCUCCUCAUUGCUGGGUGUAGCGGCACUCGUACUCCUCGUUGCAGCUUCUAAAGUCCCGAGGACAUCAUUCAGCAGCAUCAAUCAAACUUCCAACCCAGAUGACUCGCGAGUCAGCGUGACCGUGUGGCCGCCAGGGACGAAGGUCUUCCUCGGGGAGUGUGUGCUGCUGCGAUGUACGGUGGAGUCCAACUCCACUUUGGCGUGGACUUACCGCUGGUUCAGAAAUGAGCCUCGCCCCACCCGGAUGGGGAAGGACCCCCGGCAUCUGCUUUCUGGGGGUAGCUACUCCAUCACCGCCGUGGCGAGGGAGGACGCCGGCAGGUACUGGUGCCAGGCCGAGUGUUCCGAUACUAACACCACCAAGGCGCUCCUAAGCGGUCCGGUUUCACUGAGUGUGUCAGAGUUGCCCCCACCCUCACUGACUCUGACCCCCAGCUCCAGGCACAUGUUCGCUGGCGAGACCUUUACCUUGCACUGUCCCGAGAAUCUGACCAACUCCACAGCUUGGGUCCUGAGGCAAACCUCAACCAGCCACUUCAUAAGAACCGCAGACUCCAAGACCGGUGCAUGCUUCUCACCAGGCAGUGUAGUCAACCCAGGCAGAUCCAGCACCUGUUUGGUCUCGACUACGAAGGGCCAAAGUGGGCUGUACUGGUGCGACGGCGCCGAAGGCCGCAGCAAUGCCGUUCACAUCACCGCCACCUCCGGUCCGGUCAUCAUGAGGACCCCCGCCUUCUCCGUACCACAAGGGGGUAGCGUGGUCUUAGCAUGUCGCUAUCAGAAAUCCAACCACACAAAGACGACCUUCUUCAGGAACGGCAUUGAAAUGUUCACAUCCAGUUCCCUCAGUCCAACCGCGGAAAUGAAAUUAACCAUUCAGAAUGUGAGCGAGGCGCACGAAGGCUUUUACAAAUGUGCGUCAGAGGACGGAACGCUGGAGAGCCCACAGAGCUGGUUGUCCGUAACAAGCGACUUCUUAUCUACGGAUGUGUCAGCCGCCUCCACCUCUAGCUCCUGGACGUGGCUCGCUGUUUCAUGCAUUCUUAUGAUCCUCAUCCCGCUUGCUAUCUUGCUAAUUCAUCACUUCAGGUACAAGAUGCUUUACACGCGCAGCUGCUGGACGGGUUCUGGCGAGGAGACUCCCGCCUCCGUCCUUCCCGCCACCAAACAGGACGUGACGGAGGUACAGUGGGAUCUUUCCUGGAUGGAAAUGUCCAACCUGCUCUAUCCGGGCAAAUGAAGUGAAGGACUUGGCAGACAGAAGGCAACAAACUCGUUUUUUCCUGUUAUUCUUCUAACUGUCAGAUUGUUUUGGCAUUGAGUAUUUUUCCUUGUUCAAAUAAAGUUUGAGCUUUUAUCGGCAA
This is a messenger RNA of Syngnathus typhle (broad-nosed pipefish), 1554 nucleotides long. RefSeq names its product Fc receptor-like protein 3. The transcript has 8 exons. Gene Ontology annotation, molecular function: transmembrane signaling receptor activity. Gene Ontology annotation, biological process: cell surface receptor signaling pathway. Lineage: Eukaryota; Metazoa; Chordata; Actinopteri; Syngnathiformes; Syngnathidae. The coding region runs from base 174 to 1430 and encodes 418 amino acids. The record is from RefSeq and is a predicted model, not a curated record.